Messenger RNA from Suillus fuscotomentosus, 642 nucleotides. RefSeq names its product vacuolar protein sorting-associated. NCBI's taxonomy places the organism in Eukaryota, Fungi, Basidiomycota, Agaricomycetes, Boletales, Suillaceae. Bases 1 to 642 code for a protein of 213 amino acids. The record is from RefSeq and is a predicted model, not a curated record. The transcript has 5 exons. Gene Ontology annotation, cellular component: ESCRT I complex. Gene Ontology annotation, biological process: protein transport to vacuole involved in ubiquitin-dependent protein catabolic process via the multivesicular body sorting pathway. Gene Ontology annotation, molecular function: protein-containing complex binding.
AUGGCCACCCUUUCGCUGGACGAAGAAGUUCGACUAUUUACGAACAAUGCUGAACGAGAGAAGUACAAUCUCCUUGGUACCUUGUACGGGAUCAUUGUCGCACUCGACUACCUCGAGCGCGCCUAUGUUCGUGAUGCAAUUACCGCAGCACAAUACUCUCCUGCAUGCACGCGACUUCUCUCGCAGUACAUGACCAUGCUCAAGCUUGUCAAGGAUUCCGUUCCUUCCAUCGAGCAGUUCAUGACACGGUAUCGGAUGGAUAACCCUGCGGCGUUACAUCGCAUACGAGUCGGCGUACCUGCGACUGUUGAACAUUCUAGCGAGGCGGGACCUGAGACUGGAAAGUGGAUCGCUGAGACGACGCAGAAUUUUAUCACAUUCAUGGAUGCGUUGAAGCUUAGGCUACGCGCUAAGGAUCAACUCCACCCGAUCUUGCAAGAACUUGUCACAGGGUAUGCUAGGUUUAAGGGAAGCAAGGAUUGGGAGGGACGGAGCAAAAUGGUCAGCUGGCUCAUUACCUUGAACAGCAUGAAGGCAUCCGAAGAGAUAACAGAUGAACAGUCCCGGCAGCUUUCAUUUGAUGUCGAACAUGCAUAUGCCGAAUUUUUCAGAAGUCUGAGCGGCGGUAAGGAGAGGUCGUAA